Parnassius mnemosyne (clouded apollo) is the source of this 819-nucleotide messenger RNA. NCBI's taxonomy places the organism in Eukaryota, Metazoa, Arthropoda, Insecta, Lepidoptera, Papilionidae. The record is from the annotation of a GenBank genome assembly.
AUGUCUAAGGUAUCAAUAUUCAUCUCGUUGUACUGUGCGCAACAACUGGCAAGAGGAGAUCACUACACAAACACACAGGCACAGCUCGUCACAACGCGCCGGGCGGCGGGCGAGCGGCGCCGAGCGACCGUCGGCCGUCUGGUCGCGCGCGGGUACUGCACCGCGGCGGGGGCGGGGGGUGAGCGCGGGGGAGAGGAGAGGGAGGAGCGCGAGCAGGAGGAGGGCGGCGUGCUGACGCACCUGGACGCGGAGGGGCGCGCGCGCAUGGUGGACGUGAGCGGGAAGGCGGUGACGGCGCGCGCGGCCGAGGCCGAGUGCGCGCUGCUGGUGUCGGCGCGCCUGCUGCGGCUGCUGCGCGACGCCAGCCUGCCCAAGGGCGACGCGCUCACCGUGGCACAGGUGGCGGGCGCGCUGGCCGCCAAGCGCACGGCCGAGCUGAUCCCGCUGUGCCACGCGCUGCCGCUGGCCGCGGCGCGCGUGCGCGUGCUGCUGCCGCGCGGCGAGUGCGCGCACGGCGGCGCGCUGCGCGUGCGCUGCGAGGUGCGCGCCGCCGCUCGCACCGGCGUCGAGAUGGAGGCGCUCACCGGCGCCGCGGUGGCCGCGCUGGCGCUCUACGACAUGUGCAAGUCGGUCGACCGCCACAUGACCAUCACCGACCUGCGCGUCGUGCGCAAGUCGGGCGGCUCGCACGACUUCGCGGAGGCGGCGCCCCCCUCGCCCACCUCCCCCGCACGCCCCGCACACUCCGUGCGCCCACACAACACGUCGCCGCACAAGCCCGCCGAGACCUACGCGCCUUCGGACCUCAUGCACUUCUAG